AUGGUAGGAAACAUCUUCACUGGUGAUGUUAACAUGAACCAAAAUCUGCCACAGGAGUCUCGCUCUACCUCAGUGAACAAAAAUGAUGUUCUUCAGAACAUAAAGGAUGAGAUGAAAUCAAGAAUGAUGGAGGACUCUGAAUGGAUUUUUGAGGGCAGUGCAUCAAAGUCAGUCUCUCUGAAAAAGGUCUACACACAGCUGUUCAUCAUCAAUGACGACUCGGACCCCAUCAAUACAGAACACGAGAUCUGGCAGAUGGAGACGACGCAUGAUUUAGACACAUCAGCACAGACAGUCAUCAACUACAAUCAAAUCCUUCAGCCACCAACAGGCGAGAACAGAAUCAUAAAGACCGUUUUAACUAAAGGAAUUGCCGGAAUUGGGAAAACGCUCACCGUGAAGAAGUUUAUCCUCGACUGGGCAAGCGGAGAAUCAAACCAAGAUCUAGACUUUGUGUUUCUGCUUCCGUUCAGAGAGCUGAACUUGGUUACGGAAGAAAAGAGUCUUUUUGACCUGAUCUGUGUGUUUUACGCUGAGUUUGGAGAGGCGAGAGAGAUCCCUGAUUGGAUCUGCAAUAGGAAAGUUCUGUUCAUCUUAGAUGGUCUGGAUGAAUAUGAAAAGGAUUUGAACUUUCAGAGUAACCUUUUGUCAGAUGUGACUAAAGAGGCCACAGUGGAUGUCCUUCUAGUAAACCUUCUACGAGGAAACCUGCUUCCAUCCGCACGUGUGUGGAUCACCAGCCGUCCCGUCGCAGCUAUACAGCUUCCGACUGACAUCUUCAGAAAGGGGAACAUCACACAGAUCAGAGGAUUCAGAGAUGAGCAAAAGCAGGAGUACUUCACCAAGCAUUUUAAGGAUCCAGAGCCAAGAAAAGAAGUCAUCCGUCACCUGAAGUCUCAAAAGAGCCUGUGGAUAUUGUGCCACAUACCUCUGUUUUGCUGGAUUUCAUCAGUUGUUCUCGAAGACAUCAUCAGAAGUCAAAAUAAACACAAAAACAUGCCAUCAAAUAUGACGGAAAUGUACAUCCACUAUCUGCUCAUUCAGACUGGGCUGAGCCACAAGAAAUAUCAAGGGGAAGAGCUGUCGCAAAAAGACGCUCUCCAGAAACAUGAAGAAGUGAUUAUGAAACUGGCAAAGCUGGCAUACAGGCAGCUGAAGAAACCAGAUGAAAAGAUUCUAAAGAAAGAUUAUGUCAUUUUCAAAGAAGAAGACUUAGAGAAAUAUAAGAUCUCUGUUGGUGAAGCGUCUCAGUAUGCUGGAGUCAUUACCUGUGACUCAAAACGCACAUGUCUUUACAAGACCGAACUUUACAGCUUUGUCCAUCUCAGUGUCCAGGAGUUCUUUGCAGCCAUGUUUGCAUUUCAAAAAUUUCUAGGAAGAUUUUCAAAAAAACAAGACUCCCUGAAAUUAAUUAAAGCUAAAAAGACACAGAAGCCUAAUUUGUAUGGUUUUCUCAAAAAUUUGACUGAUGAGGCAUUGGAAAGCAAAAAUGGACACUUGGACCUUUUUACCUGUUUUGUCUUUGGAAUUUCUUGUGAUUCCAGCAGACAGUUACUUGAAGGAUUCCUGCAUCCAAUCAGGAGCAAUACUUCAGAUGAUCACAGAAAAGUGGCCAUGUACAUUAAGUCCUUGAUGAAUAAAGGUCUGUCCCCUGAGAGAUGCAUCAGUCUUGUUCGUUGUCUGGUGGAGCUCAAAAGCCAGUCUUUUUUGCAAGAAAUGCAUAAACUUGAACGCUCACGGUCCACAAAGCCCCUCACACUGUUCCAGUGCUCGCUUCUGGCUUACCAGUUUGUGAUGUCAGAUACGAAACACGAUGAGUUUGACCUCAGGAAAUACAACAUCAACUUACACGGGUUUCAGAGAUUCUCCCUGGCCAUCACAUGCUUCACAAAGGCUCUACUCAAAGGAAGCAGCUUGACAGAGCAGCACUGUGAGAUCCUGAGUCAUUACCUGUCAUCACAAAACUCUCACCUGACUGAUCUCGAUCUGAGUCACAAUGGUCUGGGUCUGUCUGCACUGAAGAAACUUUCCAAGACACUCUGUGAUCCCAACUGCCAGAUUGAGGUGCUGAACCUGAGCCACAAUAACUUCCAGAGUCAGGACAUGGAGCUGAUCAGGGAUGUGCUUUCUGGAGAAAACAUGAAUCUGAGAGUCCUGGAUCUGAGCGACAAUCCUCUACAGGAUCCAGGAGUGAAAAUACUCUCAGCUGGACUGAAGAGCCCUCAAUGUCAUCUUGAAGUUCUGAAACUUUCAGGCUGUCAAAUUAAAAAGCUGGUGUCAUCUUUGAAAGUCAAUUCACAUCUAAAAGAGCUGGACCUCCGUUAUAAUGAUCUUGGAAACACUGGACAGGAGAAUCUACAGCAUAAGCUGCCCUCACUAAGAAUUUCCACUGGAGGAGAAUGCAGUCACAAACCAGGACUGUACAAAUAUUUCAUAGCGCUCACCUUUGACUCUCAGACGGCUAAUGACCACCUCUAUCUGAAAGAGAACAACACUGUGGUCACUUGUCAGACGAGGAAACAGCAACUUCCUGCUAAUGACGAGCGAUUCGAUAAGUGCAACCAGGUCCUGUGCUGCCAGCCGCUGAUUGGACGCUGCUUCUUUAUCGUGGAUGUGACUGGUCCAGUCGUGCAUGUGGGCGUGGCCUGUAAGGGAAUAAAGAGAAAGGGAAAGGGUGAUCAAGUACAUCUGGGACGCAAUAAGAUGUCGUGGAGUUUACGUUGCUCAAAAAUGUGUGAAGUUCAUCACAACAAACACGCUGUAUCAGUUCAGUCAGAGUCCAUCAGAAAACUGGGUGUGUUUGUGGACCGGAAUGCUGGUUCUGUUUGCUUCUAUAUGUUGAGUCCACAGUAUAAACUACUGUACAUGUUUGAUGCAGAUUUUCCUGAGGAUCAGGAGCUUUACGCUGCGUUCAAGAUUCAGGAGCCAAACAGCUCAGUCACUCUCAGUCAAGAAUCACAAUAA
Labeo rohita (rohu) is the source of this 2964-nucleotide messenger RNA. Its product is annotated as NACHT, LRR and PYD domains-containing protein 12. The record is from RefSeq and is a predicted model, not a curated record. NCBI's taxonomy places the organism in Eukaryota, Metazoa, Chordata, Actinopteri, Cypriniformes, Cyprinidae. The transcript has 7 exons. Gene Ontology annotation, molecular function: protein binding. Bases 1 to 2964 code for a protein of 987 amino acids.